This is a messenger RNA of Juglans microcarpa x Juglans regia, 1446 nucleotides long. RefSeq lists its product as uncharacterized. The record is from RefSeq and is a predicted model, not a curated record. Lineage: Eukaryota; Viridiplantae; Streptophyta; Magnoliopsida; Fagales; Juglandaceae. The coding region runs from base 90 to 1247 and encodes 385 amino acids. The transcript has 8 exons.
GGAGCAGUACCAAACACGUAUCCAUCCUCUCCGAGCACGGAUUGAGGGACCAUUCAAUUCCAGAGAGGACACUCUGCUUCUCUGAAGCUAUGGCAUGCACGACGUCCCCAGUACUGCCACUCGCAAAACCUGAUUUUAUUCCUCUCUCCUCUCGGAUAAAAGAGAAGAUUGCAUCAUCUUCAAUCUCUUGUUGCAGAACUCAUCCCCGUCAAUAUUCAGUUCUUCGCAGAGUUUCCAAGUUUCAUCCGAUUAUCUCAAAUGGGUGUGUCGUACAUUGUCGUUCAAACAAUCAGGUUGAACGGAAUAGCCUAUCCAGUCAGGGAACGGCAUCCAAUAAUGAUCUCACGCUUGACGUUCAAAUCCGUAUGUGGAACUGGAGAGGUUAUUCUAUUCGCUACCAGUACUCUGGGAACAGUGGCCCUGCAUUAGUUUUAAUUCAUGGUUUUGGAGCAAACAGUGACCAUUGGAGGAAAAAUAUUCCAGUUCUGGCAAAAUCACACAGGGUAUACGCGAUUGAUCUUAUUGGUUAUGGAUACUCGGAUAAACCAAAUCCUCGUCAAUUUAGUGACAACUAUUAUACAUUUGAAACAUGGGCCACCCAACUAAAUGAUUUUUGUAACGAUGUGGUUGAGGAUGAAGCAUUCUUUAUAUGCAAUUCUAUUGGAGGAGUUGUUGGUCUUCAGGCAGCGGUUAUGGCACCGCAGAUCUGCAAAGGCAUCAUCAUUCUAAAUAUAUCUCUUCGUAUGCUACAUAUUAAGAAGCAGCCUUGGUUUGGAAGACCUUUCAUCAGGUCAUUCCAGAGUUUGCUGAGGAAUACUGCUGUUGGAAAAUAUUUCUAUAAAAUUGUUGCUACACCGGAAUCUGUGAAAAGUAUUCUUUGCCAGUGUUACCAUGAUACCUCCCAAGUGACGGAGGAACUGGUUAAGAAAAUACUUAAUCCAGGAUUGGAACCUGGUGCUGCUGAUGUGUUCCUUGAGUUUAUUUGCUACUCAGGCGGCCCUCUUCCUGAGGAACUUCUGCCUCAAGUUAAGUGUCCAGUUCUAAUAGCAUGGGGUGACAAGGAUCCUUGGGAACCCAUUGAGCUUGGUAGAAACUAUGGGAAUUUUGAUUCUGUUGAAGACUUUGUCAUCCUGCCCAAUGUUGGGCACUGCCCCCAGGAUGAAGCACCUCAUCUUGUGAAUCCACUUGUCAAGUCAUUUGUGGCACGCCAUGCUACCCCAUCUGCUAGUGUCUCCACAACUAUCUGAUCAAUGGCAUGCCAGUUUGUUGCUAGCUUCCUUAGUGCGUCUGAGAUGUUUAUGGUUUAUCCUUUGUCAAGGCACUGCUAGCCAAGUUUCGCAUUCCCUUUUAAUCAACACUACAGUAUGUUCAAAUUCAGAUGUGGGUUACAGCACUUUUUUCUUCUUUUUUUUUUUUUGGGAAAGGGCUUGCAGUAUGUAAUUACAG